Messenger RNA from Triplophysa rosa, 5017 nucleotides. RefSeq names its product GRAM domain containing 4a (gene gramd4a). The coding region runs from base 221 to 2041 and encodes 606 amino acids. The transcript has 20 exons. Lineage: Eukaryota; Metazoa; Chordata; Actinopteri; Cypriniformes; Nemacheilidae. Gene Ontology annotation, biological process: apoptotic process; negative regulation of toll-like receptor 9 signaling pathway. The record is from RefSeq and is a predicted model, not a curated record.
GAGUGAGAGCUGUUCAGACAUCAACAAGAAGAUAGAAGCAGGUCGCUGUUCUCUCAGGGGCAGAUUGACAUUAACUCACACAUAAUCACGACUCCAGGGAAAUCACAGAGCUCUUUAACAAAACAAGACAAGUGCGUGUUGGCGGAUAUCUGGUGUAUAUAUUUCCAGCAGUUUUCCAGCAGGUGUUUAAAGGACCUUUCUCACACUGUCAACGGGGUUCAUGAAACUUUGCUACGAUUUACGAGCUGGGGCUACCAUACACAAUGUUAAGGUAAAGCCUAAAGCAGCUGUGUUGAAUAUGCUAAAGCGGCUGGACAAAAUCAGAUUCCGCGGACCAAAGCGAGAUGACUUCCUGGAUCUACCCGAGUCUCCCGCAGGGUCAGACACUGAAUGUAGUGAUGACAUUCUGGUGAGACCUCGACCUUCAAUACGAGACAACGAUGAGCAAAGAGACCCUGCUGGUUCAGGGACUCUGGCUGUCAUGCAAGACCUGAGGAGCGAAUCAGAACGUCUUAAUGAGGUCAAGGGUCACUUGGAAAUUGCCUUACUGGAGAAGCACUUUCUGCAGGAAGAAUUGCGGAAGCUACGAGAAGAAACCAAUGUGGAGACCAUUAAACAGGAGCUGGAGAGGGAGCGCAGCAGAAGACUUGACCUGGAACAGAAGAUGAGUGAAGUCCUGAAGAACAGAUGUGAAGAUUCCCCACCUCAACCUCCACGCAAACAGCAACCACCUGCAGCUAACGGCACAGACAAACAGCAGAAAGAGACGGUGUGUUAUCGGCUGCAGAACUGGUUAUAUGAUCGGUUUGGGGUUUAUAUUGAAGAUUUUCGGUUUCAGCCUGAGGAGAACACGGUUGAGGCUGAGGAGCCACUAAGUGCUAAAAGAUUAACAGAAAAUAUGCGACGACUUAAACGGGGUGCCAGACCGGUGACAAACUUCUUACGAAAUCUUUCCGCCUUAUCCAACUGGCAUUCUGUAUACACGUCAGCAAUUGCCUUCAUAAUCUAUAUGAAUGCAGCAUGGCAUGGCUGGGCCAUUCCUUUGUUUCUAUCUUUAGCCAUUCUACGGUUGUCACUGAAUUACCUCAUCGCCAGAGGCUGGAGAAUUCAGUGGAGCAUUGUGCCUGAAGUUUCAGAACCUGUGGAACCUCCCAAGGAAGACUUGACUGUGUCUGAAAAGUUUCAGUUAGUUCUGGAUGUUGCACAAAAAGCACAGAAUCUAUUUGGAAAGAUGGCAGAUGUUUUGGAGAAAAUCAAAAAUCUGUUUAUGUGGGUUCAGCCUGAGAUUACUAAGAAGUUGUACGUUGCUCUGUGGGUGGCCUUCAUCUCCUCCUGCGUCCUGCCCUACAAGCUAAUGGGCUUUAUGAUAGGGCUUUACGCAGGCAUCAAGUUCUUUAUGAUAGACUUUUUGUUUAAGAGCUGCCCAAAACUAAGAGACAAUUACGACACUCCGUUCAUCAUGUGGAACAGCUUGCCCACCGACCCUCAGCUAAAAGAAAGGAGCAAUGCUACUGUGUUACGACGGCUGUCUGGGUGUGAGAAGAUCCAGCCAGUUGUAUCAAGGAGUAGUUUAGCCACCGUUCCUACCGGAGUGACCCGAGAAGAGGAGAGCAGCCGUUCACACAACACAAAGAAAGGAGCAUUUCAUGAGAUCUUUAACCUGCCCGAGAAUGAAAGACCUCUGCCUGUAUGUGAGAACGGAUGGAGAUGCUGUCUGAUAAAUAGAGACAGGAAGAUGCCAACUGACUACAUCCGCAACGGGAUGCUCUAUGUCACUGAGAACUUCCUGUGUUUUGAGAGUUCCAGCUCAAGAUCAGGUUCUUCAAAGAAGAACAAAGUCAUAAAACUGGUGGACAUCACAGAUAUCCAGAAGUACAAGGUUUUGUCAGUUUUGCCUGGAUCUGGAAUGGGCAUCUCUAUUGCCACGCCGUCAACACAGAAGCCACUUGUGUUUGGUGCAAUGAUUCACAGAGAUGAGGCCUUUGAGACAAUCUUUACGCAGUACAUGAAGAUCAUGACCACAGCCAACCCUGAGACGUAACUCACUCUUUAUUCUUCAAGAGGACGUCUCAUUUUGCCAGGACCAUUUUCUUUGGUCUCGUUUACUUUGACUGUGAUCUGAGAACUGUCAGCAUUGAUCUGACAUGCAGGAGCGAGAGUAAGAGCAUACAUUCCUAUGACACUGACAUUUCUUAUUGGAGGAAUGUGGGCAGCUUUGCGUCAUGUGACUUUAACAGUUUUUGGCUUUCAAAAAGUUUACAGACUUUGUGUUACUGUAUGUACUUGUCUCUCCCAGUGAUUCAUGUUUCCACACUUUUAUCCUGGUACAUGUAAGGGGGGUGUUUUGUUAAGGAAUUUGAUUGUACAGUCUUUAACACUUCAGAAAGACAUUCUAUCUUGUUUUUUAGGAAAAUAUCUAAACAUCUUUAGAAUUAUGUAAGAUAAUCAUUUUCUUGAGAAAACAUAUCUUGAAUGAAGUGUGUUAUUUUUACCUCAUGUAACAGUUGUUUUGUGUUACCACAAUUUAGUGAGUUUAUAAUUAAAACAAGAAGAUCUAUUAAAAUUCAAAAUCAAGCAAAUCUUUAUAUCUUACACAUUUAGAAGUAAUUUCAAAUUCAUAUUUUGUUUUAAGGAUGUUUAGAUAAUUUUACUGGAAAAGCAGAAAAUAAAUAUUGUGAGAAUGCUCAUUUGAGACGAAUGCAUUAAAAUGGUCAAAUACAGUGAUUUGCAGUAACAAAGUCAACAUUUCUUUGUGGCGAAAAAAUGCUCUUCAGAUUAUAAAAAAGAAAGAGAUAGUUCUUUAAAAAACCUUUGACUGAAUGGUUCUUUGUGAAACCAAAAAUGGUAUCAAAGAACUUUUUAAGCACCUUUAUUUUUAAGAGUGUAGCUCUCAAAUUUUAUUUCUACUAGUCUUUAAAUAAAAAUGACAACUUUUUGAGAUUCUUGUAAUAACUAAAUUGUAAUACUGAAGAAAGCAUCUUGUCCAACAAGAUGGCUGAACUAGCGGUUUCUGGGAAACGGGCUGGAGGAGGGAGGAGCAAGGAAACUAGGAAUUAGAACCCCCUGCUCCCCCCCCCCCCCACAGCUAAACCUUGGGGCCUCUGGAUUGAUCACUGAUGCCGAAUGCCAUUGCUUAUUGCCACGGGACCAAAUGCAAUGUGUAUGACUAAACACAAAUUAAAUUCGAGAACGCUGGCAGAGGGAGAGAUUUUGUUGUUUGUGACAUGAUUAGAGUGUUGUGGCAACAGGCUCUGUCACUCACUUCAACGUAAACUUUGACUGAAAAAUAAAUUAUAUUCGGGGUUUUUUGCUGCAAAUCACUGUACUCUUAAGACUGACAAAGAAAAGUGUUUUUACAUUGUUUACAUUGUUACUGCAUGCCCGCAAAACACACUCGCUUCACCUCACCUCUCAGCAAAGUGUGCGUCGUGUUUUUAAGCAGAAUAUCUUCCCAAACUGCGUUCUGUGGGAAAGUGGAGUUUCAAAUGGUUUAAAAUGCCUUUAUAUUAUAAUUGUAGUGUUGACGUUUCUUAAUGCUUUAGUCACUUUGAACUAAAGUAUGCUACAAGUAAAUUAGUUUUACAAUGAAGUCAUUACAAGAUGUUAACAGUAUCAAAGACUCAGUCCUGUAGAAUAAACUAGCUUUACACCCAUUUUGAAGACAAUCUUUGAGUGAAUGUUUAGAUAUUAUGUUUUGAAAUUGGAAAAAAUAAUAAAUCUAUUUUAGGACUUUUCCAUCCAAAUACAGAUUCUGAAAAUUAAAUUCAGUACAUUGUAAUGUAUAUUUAAAUAGAACUUGUACACAUCUUUAUUAUUUAAUUUUUACAACAACUAAAUGUAAUGUAAUUUUUUUAUUAAAUUUUGGGGUCAUUAUGUUAAGAAAUGAGAAUGCGGGUGUAUAAUUGUUAUGGAAAUAUCAAUUAUAGGGAAACAAAUCUUAAUGGUUUUAAAAAAGGUUUUCAUUUUUUUUCAAGUAUUAUUGUUUUAUUUUAUUUUUGAAUAGCACUAAUAGCUUUGUGUUGAAUCAAUUCUGGUUAAAAGCUUGGCUUUUAGUUGCAAAUAGUUUCACUUAUGUAUUGACAAACAUGCUAAGAGUUCUGUGCUUUGGCCAGAGGUGUAAAGAGUACCUGAAAACCAUACUUAAGUAAAAGUACAGAUACCUUGCAGUGAAAAUUACUCCAUUACAAGUUACAAGUCACCAAUUCCAAAACGACUUCAGUAAAAGUCUCCGAGUAUCUGAUUUUAACAGUACUUGAGUAUUUUACUCAUACUGAAUGUAGGCUCAAAGAAGCACUAGUCCUCAACACUUAAGAGACACGUCAGUGAAAAACAGUUGAUUUGUGAGGAGAGCAAUCUCAUUUAUUUUCUUAAAUCAUAAUAAGACUGAACACCUCAAAAUUGCAACAAAUCAUGGUCGACACCAUAACCUACGUCAUUACAAACACCCUAAGUCUCAUUUAAGCUCAAGUGCUCAUAAGUAAACCAAACUCCUUCAAAAGGGUCUCUUCAAUAUAACAGAUAAAUAAAAUAAUGUUAAGUAGAAUUAAAAAGUCAAAGCCUUUUUGCACUGGACAUGCUGGUUUGGGCCUCAUCGCCAGCUGCAGUCAUGUCCUCAUUUCACAUACACGGUUAGCCCUUACCUGCCAUUUCUACAGUAAUAUAUUGGCAACACUGUUGCCAGCUAGUUACUGUAGGUGUUUUACAGUAAACUACUGCAAUGGCUGUUUGAAGAUACAUUAUUAAAGAAUCUAUUAACGCACUUAAGUCACACAGUCUUAGAUGAACAAGUGUAAAUAACAGAUGAACACAAUAAAUCUGUCAAGAUUUCACCAGAGGAGAAUUAAACACAAACAUCAAUAACAUCUUCACAUAUUACAGACACCACUUUCACUUUAUAUCUGUCAUCUGUGUAAGAUCUUAUUGAGAUUUAACUCUAGUUCAUAGUGGUUCAAUUAUGUUUUAAGUCACCAUUAUGGCGAUCAGUGUUUGCUUUGGUUGGACUCUUUGACUUUCUUGU